UUUUUUGCCAUUGACACAUUUCUCCACUUAUUAAAUGGUUGCCUGAACAUAGUAUUUUGAUUGAUUUGUGGAACAUGAAUUAACCAGUAUUUUUUUCCAUGUCCGGGUGGCGGCCAUUUUGACUCUUGCUGUCGACUGAAAAUGACAUCACUCAGGUGCCGACCAAUUACGCCUCACCUGUUUUCUUGUUUUGCUCAUGUGACAUUCGCAAGCUGAGCACUUCGACACUGUGAUGUCAUUUUCAGUCGACAGCAAGCAGACGAAAAUUCUCAAAUGUGUUUUUGGGCCGCUCUGUAUCGGCCAAAAGUGUGUCAUCAAAGUGAGUGACAGGCGUGUACACUGAUGCGGUGAUCAAGAAUGAUUUGUGCAGAUGCUGAGUUCUACAACUACAUUGCUGUUGUUAUUGUGAAAAUGUCGCGUGACAAAUCCACUCAUACUUGCUUCGUGACGCUUGUUGAACGUGUGAUGUGCCGUUACGGUGCUUGACGUCCACUGACGGUAAACGGGGCCAGGUGGGGUGGAGGGGGUCUCAGCGCUCCGACCCUGAACCCCCUCCCAAACUCACCGACACCCACACCCCGUGGCCCCUCCCCUUCCACGGCGAGAGCGGAGCAAAAGCGGAGGAGGAGCAGAGCGGCGCCUCACUCGACAGCUUCAGCUCCGCAGAGAGGAGCUCCACUCCCGGCCCGAGCUCGCCUUCAACUCCCGCCCUUUUAUUUUUUUUCAACCCCCCCUCCCCCUCUCCCUCCACUCCUGCGCUAAAGCAAGCAAAAGAAGAGGAAGAGAGAAGGAUAAUUGCGUUUCUGCUGACCGCCCUGUGGGAUCAUGGGAUAUAUGACCUCAUCAUUCAACUGCCAGCUUCUUCACUGAGCGUAGACGUACGAUGGACAAAGCAGUGGAGGCGGACCACACCUGCCACGCGGUGUCGUGUGAUGUCAUCGGUAGCCCCCCGCCCCCACACCCCUGCGUCGCCAUGCCCACCCAGGAGGAGGAGGAUGACAAAGACAGCAAGCAGAGUCUUUGUCACCAGACGGCAUCGCAGAAAAAAGUCAAGGCCAAAGGCAAGCUGGUGCGCAGCAUGGCCGUGUGCGAGGACGCACCCGAUCAGGAAGAACAACUUCAGGCGUCGCCGGUCGCCGGCAUCCCCCGAGACGGUGGCACUUCCUGUCAGGAGGAGGAAGUGGAGAACGGCAGCACACUCUCUAAAGAAAGCAGUGUGGAGUACCGCGACUCAACGGGUGUGGACCUUCACCGUUUCAUCGUGGACACGCUGAACAGUAACCCCAGAGACCGCAUGAUGAUGCUUAAGCUGGAGCAGGACAUGGUCACCUUCAUUACGGGAGAUAGCACUUUCAAGAAAUUCCCGCACAUGUCUUCGUACCACCGCAUGCUGGUGCACCGCGUGGCCGCCUUCUUUGGCAUGGAGCACAACGUGGACCAGACGGGGAAGUCGGUCAUCAUCAACCGCACCAGCAACACUCGGAUACCGGCGCAGCGUUUCCUGGAUCAGGUUCAGGAUGACAAAGCCGCUGAGAUCCCUCACUGGAAAAGCAUUUUGAAACGUAACGGCAGCACAGAUGAACAGACACGACGCUCCACCUUGCGCGACAAGCAAAGCAAGUCUAUGGAGGAGCGAGAGGAAGAAUAUCAAAAAGUGCGAGAGAGAAUCUUCAACCAGGAGCCUCUCUGCACAAAAGAGAGUGGCCACAUUGAGAGCAGACUCGCAGAGGAAGGUAACCCGUACGCCGAGACCCAGAGGAGAAGGCAGCUCUUCAGGGGCAACCGUGACAGCUCCGGGUCCAGCUGGACAGGCAGCAGCCGCCAGAGCAGCACCGAGACCGACUGUCGCUACGGCAAUGAGCCCCGGCCGUGGAGCAGCACCGACUCGGAUUCCUCCUCGUGCCAGUGGACCGCCGCGGCUCACAAGCCCCGCCCCCACCCGGCCGCCAAUCCCAGCUGGGAGGCUCAUGGCGGAGCAGGUUCCGUCUCUCUCUACAGGGUGUCCUCCGAGCAACCCGUCAUUGCCGAGACCCCUGCCAGCCCCGCUUACAUCCUAGAGAACGGCAUCCCACCGGGAAGCAUCCUGGUCAACCCGCACACCGGACAGCCUUUCCUGAACCCUGAUGGAAGCCCCGUGGUGUACAACCCUCCUGGUGCUCAGCAGCCAAUCAGGAGCCAGAUGCACGGAGCUCCGGCACAGCAGCCUACGCAGCAGCCUACACAGCAGGUGUACUCAUCCGUCUCAUACACGGCCCCGCAGAUGUUGCCCAUGGCCCCUUCACAGCCAUACCACGCCAUGGAAGACCUGUCGCAGCAGUUUGCCCACGUAGCUGUCAGCUGUCAAUCGGCAGGGGAAACCACGCCCCUUUGCCCUCCCGCCCAAGGCUACGUGUACGCAGCACCACCACCACCGCCGCCGUCCCAUCCCCCUGCCGCCCCUCAAGCUCCUAACACCCACAGCUACUGCCAGCCCUCACCACAGGUGCCUGCCUUCUACUACAGCCAGUAUCCUACCUCAGCUCAACACCCGGUCAAAGCCACCUCGCCAGGCUGCAGCGCAGGUUAUGCCCCCGCGGUGGGUGUCCCACAGCAGCAAUCGUACACAGCCAUGUCGCCACACCACUGUAGCAUUCUUCAGAGCGGGGUCUGUGUGUAUCAACCCAGUAAACUCGGUGAGGCGGGAUACUGCUGCGUGGUGGCACCACCGAACCCCCACUGUGGUCCCGCCUGGACCACAUAACAUUGAUCUCACACACACACACACGCAUGCACACACAACACACACAGACACGCAUAUAAAUUUUUCCCUACCGCAUGUUAACACAAAGCACUCUCACAUUAAUGCACUGUACCAAAGCUUCAUAGUACAUCUAUAAAUUUAUAUAUAUAUAUAUAGAAUUAAACACCAAGCUGCUGUAUUGACUGCAUAAUUUAUACACAAAAAUGAGUUUUAUAUUGAUUUGAAAUGGUUAUAUAUUGUGAUUGAUGAAAAAAAAAUGCAGUGUGUGUGAAUAUAUUUAAUAAACGCACAUGGCAAAGUCCCGUUUGAUGGA
Hippocampus zosterae (dwarf seahorse) is the source of this 3053-nucleotide messenger RNA. It is a transcript of the gene arpp21, whose product is annotated as cAMP-regulated phosphoprotein, 21. Gene Ontology annotation, molecular function: nucleic acid binding. The record is from RefSeq and is a predicted model, not a curated record. Gene Ontology annotation, cellular component: cytoplasm. The transcript has 22 exons. NCBI's taxonomy places the organism in Eukaryota, Metazoa, Chordata, Actinopteri, Syngnathiformes, Syngnathidae. The coding region runs from base 884 to 2740 and encodes 618 amino acids.